GCACGAUGUAUUGAAAAGAAAGAUGAAAAAAAAGAAUUAUUUGUUCAUUAUACUGGGUGGAAUUCUCGGUAAGAACAUCUUGAAAUCUCUUUCACAUAUAUAUCUACUAUAAAGAAUUCUUUAACAUAAAUGAUUCUUAAUAAUAAAAAAAACUUACUUAAUAACUAAUAUAUCUAUUAAGAUAGUCAAUAUAUAUAUAACAUCGCAUAAUGAUCAAAAAUACUAAGUAAGAAUACUUCAUUAUAAUAUUGUUAAGAUAUUCAAAAUACUGCAAAGUGUAAUUAUAUAUAUGACAUAUCAUUCAAAUAUUAAAUGAUUUAUUUGUUUCUUCUUCGCUCUUCAGUAUAAACGAAAUUGAUCUAUCCAGUGUUUAAUCGAAUUAAAUUAUUUUUGUUUUGUUUUCAUAUAUUUAGUCAUGAUGAAUGGAUAAAAUUAGAUCGUGUAAUAGAACGUAAAGAUUCAACAAAUGCAACUACAUUAUUUCAACAACGUCCACGUCGUACAAGUCAAAUCAAUACUUUACGACAACAACAUCUUGAUUCAACAAAUUCUUCAAAUUCGAAUGAACUAAAUAAUCCUCAACAGAUACCUAUUUCAUUAAUUGUUGAUAUUAAUUCAUCAACAACAUCAAUUGAUGAUGAUGAACAACAACAACAUAAAAUUGUUAAAUCAGUUUCAGUUGAAAGAAAUAAAAUUGAAGAAUCAGAUAUUGAUGAUAAUAGUCAAGGACAUAGUGAAAUUUGGAAUCAUGUAGAAACAAUAUCUUCUACAGAAGAUGAUGCCUUAUCAUAUUCAUCAACUAUUCGUACAAAUCAAUCAGAUAUAAAUCGAUUACCAAUUGAUGAAACAAUAAAUAUUGUACGAACUAUAUCAAUAACUAAUAAUGAAAAUAUUCUUUCAAUUCAUAAUGAAUUUGAAUCGAUUGAUGACAAUGAUACUGGUUCAAUACGAGAUGAUGAACCAAUUCAACCGGUAAUUCCUAAACGAAGACAAUCACGAGCAGCAUCAUCAAAUAAUAAGAUUGAUCCGACAUCAACUAUCAAAACUGAACAAAUCGAAGAAAAUCUUCCAUUAAUAACCGAUAUUCUUGAAUAUCCAUUACAUGUUAAAGAAGAAACAAUUGAUAGUACUUCAGUUAUUCAUCAAUCAUUUCAAACACCAUUAUUACCAUUAACAAUACCAUCAUCAUCACCGUUACUUCUAAUCGAACCAGUCCUACCUUCAGCUAAUAUAUUAACUUCACCUCCAGCAACAGCUACUGGUAAUCGUCGUGCUUCUGUACGACAACAAAAACGACGUUCAUUGCGUGAACCAAAUAAUACAAAAGAUUUAUCUACAUCGGCAAAGAAAAGAACUAAAUUAGAUAAUGGUACUUGUCUUAAUACAGAUCUUGGAACAGAUAAUAUUUCAAAUAAUGAACAAACACCAACAAGAUCGAAUUCAACCGAACAACAAUUAACCGAAAAUACUACGACAAAACGUUAUCGACCAUCAGGAAGACGAGGUGGAAAGAAAUUUGUUAAUCAACAAGAAUAUGAAAAUGAAGAUUAUCGUUCAAGUUCACCAUCGAAUAUAACAAUGCGUCAACAAUUAAAAGAUAUGUUUAAACAUCGACCAAGUCGUUAUAAUUUUCUUGAUCUGAAUAAUAAUUUAACUGGUGAUGAACGUAUAUCGCAUCUUAAAGAUCGUAUGCGUGAAUGUCAAAAAGUAUUUUUUAAUCUCAAAAGUGCGUUAGUUAAAAUUGAAAAACAACGUAAAGGAUUUCUUCGGAAACAAAAACCAAUUAUAAAUACACCAACAACAACCAUUAUACAAACAACAUCUACAGAAAUUUUAGGAACAUCAGCAUGUACAUAA
Messenger RNA from Adineta steineri, 1857 nucleotides. The record is from the annotation of a GenBank genome assembly. Lineage: Eukaryota; Metazoa; Rotifera; Eurotatoria; Adinetida; Adinetidae.